Messenger RNA from Eurytemora carolleeae, 2692 nucleotides. It is a transcript of the gene atl, whose product is annotated as atlastin. The coding region runs from base 16 to 1356 and encodes 446 amino acids. NCBI's taxonomy places the organism in Eukaryota, Metazoa, Arthropoda, Copepoda, Calanoida, Temoridae. The record is from RefSeq and is a predicted model, not a curated record. Gene Ontology annotation, biological process: endoplasmic reticulum organization; protein homooligomerization. Gene Ontology annotation, molecular function: GTPase activity; GTP binding. The transcript has 15 exons.
AAAUGUUUGAAUGCAAUGCCUAGGGGUGGGAGUGAGAGAGAUACAACUGGAAUCCUGAUGUGGUCCGAGGUUUUCCUUGUCAAGACACCCUUCGGAAAGGAGGUGGCGGUCGCUCUCAUGGAUACACAGGGUUCUUUUGAUAAGAGCAGUACAGUGAGGGACACAGCAACUAUAUUUGCACUUUCAUUAAUGACAAGCAGUGUUCUGGUGUAUAAUCUGUUCAAUAAUAUUCAAGAAGACGACCUUCAACACCUUCAUUACUUCACAGAAUAUGGCAGAUUAGCUCUGGAGGAUUCUGGUGAGGUUCCCUUCCAGCGUCUCCAGUUUCUAGUCAGAGAUUGGCAGUAUGCAUAUGAGGAGGCUUAUGGAGAAAAAGGAGGACAGAAUAUUCUGGAUAAACAGUUGAAAAUUGAUGAAAAGCAGCACACAGAACUACAGGCCCUAAGGAGCAACUUGACCUCCUGUUUCUCUGAGAUGUCCUGUUUCCUGCUGCCCCACCCUGGGAAGCAUGUUGCCACGAACCCCAACUUCAAGGGGGAACUCAAGGAUAUAGAUGAGGAGUUUCUGGCGUAUCUACAGGAGUUUAUGCCCCUCCUGCUGUCCCCCCGUAACCUUGUGAUAAAGUCCCAAGGAGGGAAGGAGGUUAAAACCAAGGAGAUAAUUCAGUUCUUUAAAUCAUAUAUAGACGUUUUCAGGGGGAACAGUAUGCCAGAGCCUAAGUCAAUGCUUGAGGUCACCAUCGAGGUCAACAACCUCGUGAGUCUGGCCUCCGCCAAGGAACUGUAUACGGCCUCUAUGGAGAGCUUAUGCGGAGGAGACAGACCUUACCUGAACGAGCAAGUUCUUGAGAUUGAGCAUAAACGGAUUCUAGAUUCAGCCAUCUUGGAAUUUGAUGCCAGGAAGAAGAUGGGAGGAGAAGAGUUCUCUCAUAAAUACCGAGAACAGUUGCUUAGAGAACUAGAGGACUCCUUCAUACAGUACAAGGCGCAUAAUGACAGUAAGAAUAUAUUCAAAGCUGCCAACACACCAAUUACCUUAUUCAGCAUUUGGUCAAUUCUCUACAUAAUUUCACAGUUCUGUGCUUUGAUAAUGCUUACUCCUGUCUCUAACCUUUGUAACCUGUUGAUGUGGGGAUUAGUUUUCACCGGAGCAACAUGGGCAUACGUCAAGUACAGUGGAGAAUUCGGGCAUGUUGGAUCCCAGAUAGAGGAUUGCACAGGAUGGAUCUGGGACAAUCUUUUCCAGGUUCUACUGAGCAAGGCGGCUGAACAGGGAACCACUUUUGCUGUCAGGCAAGCCGCCCAACGGAUGAGCUCUGUAAGUUCCCCCUCCAAUGAGCGGAAGAAAACUAGAUGAAGUUUCAAGUGAAAAAUAAACUAGUUUUGUGAAAGAGUCUCGUGACGUAAUUUUCAGUGAAACUCUAUUUAUCGGGUGGCAUGUCGGACUCAUAACGGUACCUUUUAAACCUAUGUCUGAUUCAGGAUCUCAUUGGCAUGCAGUGUACAGUACACUGCACUCAAUUGUCGGCUGUAAAAAUAAGGAUAUUUCCAUCAUCCUUGAUUAGACAAAGGUUAUGAUGGUACUGUUGUAAAUCGGACAUGCCACUCUUCAAAUAAAGGAUUACUAAAUAUUACGUCUGCAGUCCCUUCAAGUUCUUAAUCAAAUAGUUUAUGUUCUCUUGCUAUAACUAUAUACCGCCAAAUUAUUGUAUAAUUAACAAAUAAUUUCCUUAAUAGUUAAUUAUUUAUCUUUUCUUCUGGCCGAGGCGGGGUUUUUAUCUUUGAUGAACUCCAUCAAAAAUUCCACAUUUUUAAGAUUAUUAAAAGUUCAAAAAUGAAAGUUUCAAGGUUUUUAUUCUGUUUUGAAAGCGAUUUAAAACAAACUUCUAUAAUUUUAUUACUCCCGUUUUUACGCCCUAAAUACCCAACUUAACUUAAAGGGAAGAAAAGGACAAACUUUUUGGAUCUGUUUUGAAGGGUCAACCAAUCAAAGUUUGAUAUCUUACUUAAACAUUGUGGCAUUUCACCAUGAACAGAUUCAAAAUUAACCUUUCUCUACUUUUAACAUAAAUACAAGACUCUGCUCAAUUUCUCAAUUCCGUCCGAUGUCACAAGUGUAAAAAAGUGGCAGCUGGAUUUUUUCAAAUCUCGAAAUGAAAAAUGUUUGUUUUUUAUGUUUUUUUUUUCUCCUGAUCUUUAAUAUGUAUUCUUUCUUGUAUUUUGAAAAGUUGGGUAUUUCGAGUAUUUUUCCUUGUUAUUGUUUUUUAUUUUAUUUUAAGAUACGUUUUAACUUGCCUGGUUUAUUGUUAUCAUUGAUAGCGUAUCGUGUUUAAAAAAAAUUCCCCCUGAUUCCUGACUCAAACUCUUUUCACCCGCCAUAAUGCUGUACCUGGAUCAUGGGGAAGACUGAAACCAAUCAAUCAAUCGCGUCUCAACAAAUUUAUUAAAUUAUUAGUGCUCGGCAUAAAAAUAAAUUUCACAAACCCUGCAUUAUUAACCUUGCAGUACGGUGAUUUUGUACCGUUUACUUUAAAUGGGUUAAAAGGUAUCCAUUUAUGUGAUCAUUUUGGUUUACACUUCUUUUAUAGAUAUGUAAAUACAUUUUAAUAUUUAAAUCAGAUUUUUUAUUACGACCCUCUUAGUCUAAUAUUUAUAUCCUUAAUAAUUUUAGUAAAUAUAGAUAAUUGUAGAUA